GUAAAAACUAGAAAUGGGUUGCUGCACAUCUACCAAAAAGGUCCAUAGACCUGAGCAAAAGCCUUUGCAAAGAAAGCAGAGGAAUAUAAUUAGAAAGCCGCGAAGGAAGGUCACCUGUAUCCUCCUGAAAUGUGAGGAUAAGUUCCAUAAAUAAGAUAGUCUUAACACUUUGAUCAUACUUUUCCCUGUCUGAUCUCGGAAAAUACUCUCAAAUUUCCAAAUUAUUCAAUGAAAUCAGCGGUCACAGGAAGGUCCUACAACUGUUCAAUUCGAGGAUUAGCGCUGAGGAUGAAAUAAUCGGAUUUAAUGGGUCCACUUUCAAUCCAUAUGUUAGCCUCCCUCCCCAACAGUCUUUCGGGCUUCAUGAGGAAGCAAACCAAGGAAUUAAGAAAGGUGAUAUGCCAAUGCUUCACAACCAUCCAGUUAUCCAUGAGGACCAGUCUGAAGGAUUUUUCAUAUUAGAACAAAAAGCCAGAGAGGGAUCUCUCAGAAGAAGAUCCUCAGGUAUCGGGUUUGGUCUAACAAGUCAAGAAAGGAGUAUGCUUACCAACACUGUAGGGAGAAACCCUAGUAAUAUCCAAACUGCUGUGUCAACACCUAGGGAGAGGGAGCAAGCACACCAAAAACCGCCUAGCGGGAAGAGAAUCAUUAAGAAUUUUGUAAUAGCUUCUCCUCCUCUAUCUUAUCGAAAAGAAAGAGUCGAAGCAAGGGAAUCUGCCCAUAUGAGCUUUGGCUUGAGGAACUCUUUUGGGUCUGACCUUACAAAUCCAAACCAUUCUGGAUCGAAUCAUGAGCAGAGUAAUUAUGGCGGUCAAAGGAGUCAUGCGAAAGCAGUUCCUAGCGCCAUAAACUCUUUGAAUGAAAUCCAGCUUGACUUAGUAGAAGAGAAUGAGGAAGAGAGAGGAGAAGUGCCUAGAUCACACUCUAAAUACUAUAAAGAAAAUAUUCCAUCAGGAGAUUGAAGGAAUUCUCCUUCAGAGAGACCCCCAAGGAUACCCUUACUAAAGAAUAGCUCAAGUACUAAGCCAAUCACGUGCUUGGCAGACAUCAGCUAUUAUCGAGAGAGUGGAGUAGAGUCUAGGCUUCAUGAAGCUUCCAGAUAUCACUCGCCUAACUAAUAUUAACUUAUUAAAUAACUUUC
Moneuplotes crassus is the source of this 1141-nucleotide messenger RNA. NCBI's taxonomy places the organism in Eukaryota, Ciliophora, Spirotrichea, Euplotida, Euplotidae. The record is from the annotation of a GenBank genome assembly.